AUGUACAAGGUAUUGGAGCGCAUUAUCCUGGACCGACUCAUUAAACAUAGCGAAGAAACAACGCUCGACGAGAAAGCUGGCCGAUCUACGAUUGACCAGGUGUUCAUCGUCAGGAAAGUGAUCGAAAUCUGGCAGCGACGUCAAGCCGAUAUAAUUCUAGCACCAUCAGGACACCUCUUAACCGAUCUCCAGUACGCUGGCGAUGUUGUUAUAUUUGCGGAAAGCAAUACGAAACUUCAACAUGUUGUCAACCUUGUAUGGAAGCUGGCUGCAGCUGAUGGACUACGUCAACGCCCUGAUAAAUGCAAGCAGACGUGGAUCUCCUCGAGACCUCGAACGGGAAUCAAGGUAGACGCACAACCGAUAGAACUCGUCGAGACCGGUAGAUCGCCUUUUUCAACGAAUUCUGAAGGGUUUGUUGGGUUCGAGCUGGAAGAAGCCACGUGGCCGCAAACGGAAGUUUUGGACCAAGGUGGUGGAAGAGGACCUGAGGACACUCGGCGUGGAUAG
Messenger RNA from Necator americanus (New World hookworm), 510 nucleotides. RefSeq lists its product as uncharacterized. The transcript is spliced from 3 exons. Lineage: Eukaryota; Metazoa; Nematoda; Chromadorea; Rhabditida; Ancylostomatidae. The record is from RefSeq and is a predicted model, not a curated record. The coding region runs from base 1 to 510 and encodes 169 amino acids.